Messenger RNA from Seriola aureovittata, 3867 nucleotides. RefSeq lists its product as uncharacterized. NCBI's taxonomy places the organism in Eukaryota, Metazoa, Chordata, Actinopteri, Carangiformes, Carangidae. Bases 1043 to 2302 code for a protein of 419 amino acids. The record is from RefSeq and is a predicted model, not a curated record. Gene Ontology annotation, cellular component: centrosome; centriole; cytosol. The transcript is spliced from 9 exons. Gene Ontology annotation, biological process: regulation of centriole replication.
CCGAGCUGUCUAGCCAGGGGCGCUCAACUCAUAUGGACGAGGCCUAGGGUUCUGCUGGAAGCUCCAGAGUUUCCCUGGUGGGUGUUUUUUCUUUUUCUUUUUUCUUUUAACCAGCAUAACUAAACCAGAGGCGCGUGUAGAGAAUGAUUUUACUGUAAGUGAGAAAAAUCAAGAUCCACUGAACUGUGUCCAGCAGAGCAUGGAAAGACACAGUCUCGCCCUCUCUUUCAUUUGCAGAGCGUAUUCAGGUCUUAGCUCUCAGACGGCAAACGUAAGCUCACAGGCUCAUUUGUAUAAACAUAUUGACUCAGUUGAUGCUCCUAGCUCCUUGAUCCCCUGUCAGCUGAGGGGAGGUUUCCCCUGGGGCUUGAGAAAAGACCACAGAGCAGUCUCGGCUACCUGGUGACUGCACGGAUCUGUGAUACUUCUGGCUGAGUGCAGGAGAGCUCACACUGUGGCCUCAGCUGAAACAAGUGGAUAUAUCUGUUCUAAAGGGAGGUGCAACAGUUGAUAUCUUGGGCUGGACACUCUGCUUUUUGAGUGUUGUUAUUCAAGCCUGCAUUCCCGUCCCAUGUGACUCACCUCAAAGUGGAACACACAGGACAGAUGAAAAAGUAGAAGACAGCUGGUCGAUGUCAGUGGUUUCCACAGUUGGAGAUUCCCAAGCCUAUCGACACCUAACAUCAAUGAGGCUUCAAGUGAGGAUAUUACUGCUUCACUGCACAGGAAUGUCCUGUCAUGGGGUGUGUGGCGGGGGCAAGAGGAGAAGGACAACGUGUCUCUUAGAGCAAUAAUACAGUCCGCCUACUCUCAGACUGCAGAUAGUGGACUUUCCAAUCUGUCCAGGACUGCAAGUGUCCCAGAUGUGUUGGGAAGGAGUCCAAAGACCAUCACAAUUGCAGCCCGGAAGGUUUUUCCAUCACUUUCCACCUGCAAGGAGCCUGUGUAUCCAUCGACUCCAGCGGGACCUGUGAAGGUGUCAAUUUCACCAAAACUACCACAAACAUUUGGGAGGAGACUCUCAUACAUAGCCACGAGCACAAUGAGAGUCUCAAGAUCCCAACCGGACAUGUGCAAACAGACUCCUACCAUUGUGACACCAAAUGAGUUCAGACAGGCCCACUCAGCAGCUGAUGGACUGGCAGAGGGAGAUCCAGGAAAGAGGAAUGUACAACUUUCAAAACACAGACUGAGCUACACAGAGGGCGACAGAAAGCGAGACUUGAUAGGUGGCUCAGUAAUGUACCACUCUUGUAUCCAUCAUGAGGUGCCUCUGAGGUCCACCAGCUCGGUUGUGUUUUUGGACAAGUCACUUUCCAUUUCCCUCGUGGAACUAGAUGGAGGAAGAGCAGGUCAACCCACUUUGUACAGGUCCACCUUGUCUGCUCGCCUUGGUGUCGCAUCCUGCUGCAGAUCCUCUACAGACAGCAAACCAGCCAAAACAAAUGAGGGUUACGGGAGACACAGAGCAGCCAUGUUGGGCGGAAACAAACGCAAUGGCCGAGAGAGUGGUUUGGGUCACUGCGGAGGCUCUCUAUCAAAGCAGCAGGGCCGCGAGGUCGAGCAAAUGGCACCCGCUCAUGGUAUUAACAACAAGGCCGAUGAUUUAGACACACAGCACCACGGCUCUACUUUGGGAUUAUUGUCAUUCAGAGGGCCAAGCCCCUCAAACACAAAGGCCGGCAGGCAGAAGGGGAAUGCAGAUGAGGCAGCCUUCCCUUCCGAGAGCAAUUUCAGGCACAGGCAGCGCACUUUCAAUAUUGGCCCAGUGGACUCCAGUACAUGGAGCAAGAAGACAGUGCCUGAAAACACAGAAGAAAAACAGGAACAUGGCUGUUCCACAGAACCUUUGGAUAAAACCUGUUCCUAUCAUUCACGAGCGAAGGCCGACUGUGUGGAAGGAACACCCGAAACUCUCAGCCUCAAAGAGGCUUUGGAGCUCUUCAGGCCAGACUUCAUCAGCCGAUCUCAGGGUCGGGUGAGGAGGUUGGAGCAGAGGGCCAGGAGAAGGAGAGCGCUGCAGGACUCCAAUCCGGACCUAGUGCAGGGCCUCAGGGAGGAUCGGGGCAAACAAAAGGGGAACUGCACCACACCAGAUCCACUUAGCGAUAACCUUUUCAAGCCUAGAGAGAGGUCUAUAUCAGGCAGAGAGAUGCAGCUGAGGUCCAGACGGAUUUACAGCAAGCUGCCAGAGGUGACAAAGAAAAAGGAGGAGGAGAAAAAGAGGGCUAUAUCACAAACCAACAGAUUGCGAGCAGAGGUCUUCAAAAAGAGGCUUCUGGAUCAGAUCCUGCAAAGAUAAACGAAAGAAACCGAAAGGCAGAAGGGGAUCACUUGCUAUUAUAUCAACCCCUUCUCCUCCAUUGACAGUAUAUUAAAAGUGACUUUGUAUUUAAUGCAGUUGCUGUAAUUAUCUAUGCAAAAUCUUUGUUAUGCUUGUUAUAUGUAUUCAUAUUAAUAAGACUCUCUUUCUGUUAAAUUACCUCUUCCAUCUUUGCCCUUUGCAGCCUGAUCGCUUUAUUGCAAAAGAAUGCAACAAAAGAUGGGAAAAAAUGAGAUUUUGCUGAACAAGCUUUUGUAAACAGCAAAGAAUCAAUAUAGUGGUGAUAAAUCACAUCUCACCACUUUCUAAUAAGGUACCCUUUACAAAGCGUUUAUGAGUUUAAACUAAGGGCUUUAUUUAUUUAUUUAUUAUCAUUAACAACUCAAUAACGUGUGUAACUGCAGACUUGAUGCUGAUUGAAAUGUGAUACUCACAAGUAUCUAUAAAUGGAUUACCAAAUUCAUAACUGCAUUCACAACCCGGCAACCCAAAUGUUGAAUGAUCAAUAAAGCAUUAGUAAAUUAUGUUUUAACCAUUAAUAAAGCUGUUAGUUAGAGCUAAUAAGCCCUUUAUAACACAUGUCUUAUGAGAGAGCUUGUGUCUACUCAUGCCACAAUGGCAGAUAAUGACAAAACAAGCAAUGUUCUUGACCAACAUUAUGCUAUAAAAGUAUUCUAUAGAUGAAAAUUGUGUAUGAUGUUCAGGGCGUAUGCUGUAGAGUUAAUUAAAUGUUGUGUGCAGACAUUGACAAAGACCAGCCUCGUCACCUACAAACGAUAUACUCAUAAUUAAAAAAUGAGAAGGGUUUGACAGCGGAAAUAUUAAAGCAAUGAAAUUUCAAUCUGUCUUCCCUGCUCACAUUAACACCCAGUGAUUAAAUGCAAUACAGAUUUAUCAUAUAUUUCUUUCCUAAUGGUUUGAUUCCUUAUCUGUAAUAUCAUCUUCGUCUAAUGCAUGUCAAGUAUCUCGAAAUGAAACAAGAGAAUUCCAAGGACAUUCAGUGUUGACGCAGUGUCAUUUUCCAGGAAAUUGAGUCUCUGUGCUUUGUGCAAAGCACCUUGAUUCUGUCAUUGGUACAGUACUGUAAAGGAGAGAGGCAAGAGAAGGGAGAACCAUGUUUCGUCAUUGGCCUCACAUCUGCCUCGAGGCCUCUGGAACCUCCCAUCCGGAACAGUAGAAUUCCAAGCUAAUCGAACUCAGGAGACACGCAGCGCCUGUGAAAGGGGCCUUUGUCGCAGAGCUCCAAACCAGAGAUGACAUUGUAAUAAGAGAGAAGACUUCUGAGCACAGCUUGGGACCACAGUCCACAUAUAGCCUGUAAAGGUGACUGACAUCUCUGUGGCAUUUAAGUGGAGCCUGCUGGGAUGAGGAGAGAACAGGGGAAGGGCAUGUGCCGCAGGUCUGUAUAAAUACACACUGUAUAAAUACAUACUGUUGUGGCAGACUUUUGGUGAGUGGAUUGCUCUGGAGUAAACACUGACAGUGCUUUAAACCCUGAAUAAAAUUAUGUAUUAAUUGUUGAAUAAAGGAUGAGUUUUAUCCUG